This is a messenger RNA of Aphanomyces astaci, 733 nucleotides long. RefSeq lists its product as hypothetical. Gene Ontology annotation, cellular component: ESCRT-0 complex. Gene Ontology annotation, molecular function: phosphatidylinositol-3-phosphate binding; metal ion binding; ubiquitin binding. The record is from RefSeq and is a predicted model, not a curated record. The transcript has 2 exons. The coding region runs from base 6 to 686 and encodes 226 amino acids. Gene Ontology annotation, biological process: protein transport to vacuole involved in ubiquitin-dependent protein catabolic process via the multivesicular body sorting pathway; protein targeting to vacuole. NCBI's taxonomy places the organism in Eukaryota, Oomycota, Saprolegniomycetes, Saprolegniales, Verrucalvaceae.
CCAAGAUGAUGUGCAAGUUUGCCAAGUGUCCAGGGCCGAUGGCCACGUCCGGCCGAUGUGUCAUGUGCGCCAAGCCAGGCCAUCGCGCGUGUUCCACUGAGUACCUGAACAACUUCCUCGUGUCCCCUGCGGUGGUCGACGCCAUCGUAUGCUGCUCGCGGCAAUGCGCCGACCAAUUCGUCGUGGAUAAGGGCGACUGGACGAUGCGGGCGUCGACCACCGUGUCGCUGUCCGCCGACCCGGACAUGUCGAUCCCAGAAGACGAAGCCAUCUACAACUACGACGACAUGCUUCGAGAACACGGCCUGGCGCCGCCAUCCGACGACGUCCAAGCCGCCAACGCCCUCGUGGAACAGCGAUUCCGGACCAUGAGUGCGUCGUCCGGCCGGAAGCGAAGUGACUCGAGCUUCUCCAUUGCCUCGUCCAUGAUCAGUCGGGGCGCGGCUCGCUGGAAGAAGGACAAGCACUGCAAGGAAUGCAACACCGAGUUCCACCUCUUCCUUCGACGACACCAUUGCCGCCAAUGUGGAUUCUCAUUCUGCGCAGAACACUCGGGUCUCCGUAUUGCGCUGCCGUCGCAGGGGUACAAGGACCCCGUCCGCGUAUGCGACGACUGCUUUGAAUACGUGAACAACUCGAACGAACAGCUCACGUUCGUGUGCGAGGACGAAGUGUUGGAACCAUAACAUCCAUAUUAUAUUCACAUAUAUACAACAUUUACUCUUUGGGUCAA